This is a messenger RNA of Nerophis ophidion (straightnose pipefish), 2476 nucleotides long. It is a transcript of the gene stx11b.1, whose product is annotated as syntaxin 11b, tandem duplicate 1. Gene Ontology annotation, molecular function: SNARE binding; SNAP receptor activity. Gene Ontology annotation, biological process: synaptic vesicle fusion to presynaptic active zone membrane; exocytosis; intracellular protein transport. Lineage: Eukaryota; Metazoa; Chordata; Actinopteri; Syngnathiformes; Syngnathidae. Bases 284 to 1183 code for a protein of 299 amino acids. Gene Ontology annotation, cellular component: endomembrane system; presynaptic active zone membrane; SNARE complex. The record is from RefSeq and is a predicted model, not a curated record. The transcript has 3 exons.
UCUGAGUCAAACGUCGAUUUGAAGCAAUAGAUGUCUUUUGGCACAGAUAGCUACGACACGUUUGCAUGCAGGGGAGCCCAUUGUUGCUCCUCACUGGCCCCCUACGGUAGGAUGGUGCUGAGACAACACUAAAACUUUUAAGACCAAAGUGUGACACACAGCACAACAGCUAAAUUUGCCAGCGAGCACACCAGUUGGAGUCUACUCCCUCAUCUUUGCACUAACAUAUGCAUUGAUCUGAUCUCUGACCCUGUAAGAACCCACGCCGCCUUUCAGCCCAACCAUGAGGGACAGACUGAGCUACAUGCAGGAGUUGUCCAGCAACCAUGAGGAGGAAAAGAAGGAGACCGGAGAUUCUGUCUUUUCAGACACUCUGAGCAACGUGGACCUGGAGGACGAGCUCACCCACGAGGCGGUGGUGUUUGACAACAGCCCGGCUAUGGCCAAGGUCUUUUCUCAGGCACAGGACAUCCACAAAGAAGUCCAGCUCAUUCGUCUGGAGGUGAAAAGGCUCAGGGAGCAGAACUCUCGUAUUCUCCAGGGUGUCAGCACCAUGAGUAUCAUCAAAAGGGACGCCAAUGCAAUUGGCGCCGAUAUAAAAACACGGGCUGAACGCGUGCUGUCGCACCUGCGGGACAUGGAUAGCACGGCCUACAAGUUAGAAGAGGAGCACGGCUCCAACUCCGCCAUUGCCCGCAUCGCGAGAACGCAGUACGCCUCCCUGAGUAAUGGCUUCCGCGACGCCAUGUUUGACUACAACGAAGCCGAGAUGAGCCAUCGCGACAACUGCAAAGCUCAGAUCCAGAGGCAGAUGACGAUCGUGGGCCGCGAUGUGACGGGCGAUGAGGUGGAGGAAAUGAUCGAGCAGGGUCAGUGGAACAUCUUCACCGACAACAUCAUGGCGGAAGGCAAGACUGCCCGCUCGGCGCUGUCUCAGAUAGAGUCGCGCCACCAGGAGCUGUUGGAUCUGGAGAACCGUAUCAAAGGGAUCCACGAGAUCUUCCUGGACGUCGCCUUGCUGGUGGAGGAGCAGGGCCCCAUGCUGGACUCCAUCCAGACCAACGUGCAGAAAACGGACGAGUACAUUCAGGACUCCCUUUUCAAACUGGGCAAAGCCAAGCGUCACGACAGGAAUAAUCCGUUUAAGAAGAUGUUUUGUAGUUGCUUCCCGUGCUUUGAUUAACAGGCAUUGGGAGGAGCAUGCAGAUCUACUCUUGUUUCUCCAGGAAGUUAAAACCAUCAAAUUAUUGUCGCUGUGGUUUAGAAUAUGUACCUCAAACCAGGAAACUAGAGAAAUACUGUACAACACAAUUAGUUGGGCUUAUUCAGUUUAACAAUCCAAUUGUAAUUUACUAUGCUCACUAAAGUAAGGUUACUACUGUGUAUGUAUAUAUAUAUAUAUAUAUAUAUAUAUAUAUAUAUAUAUACAGUGGGGCAAAAAAGUAUUUAGUCAGCCACCGAUUGUGCAAGUUCUCCCAAAUGAUGACAGAGGUCUGUAAUUUUCAUCAUAGGUACACUUCAACUGUGAGAGACAGAAUGUGAAAAAAAUCCAGGAAUUCACAUUGUAGGAAUUUUAAAGAAUUUAUUUGUAAAUUAUGGUGGAAAAUAAGUAUUUGGUCAACCAUUCGAAGCUCUCACUGAUGGAAGGAGGUUUUGGCUCAAAAUCUCACGAUACAUGGCCCCAUUCAUUCUUUCCUUAACACGGAUCAAUCGUCCUGUCCCCUUAGCAGAAAAACAGCCCCAAAGCAUGAUGUUUCCACCCCCAUACUUCACAGUAGGUAUGGUGUUCUUGGGAUGCAACUCAGUAGUCUUCUUCCACCAAACACGACGAGUUGAGUUUAUACCAAAAUGGAUACAUGGAUGAUACAGCAGAGGAUUGGGAGAAUGUCAUGUGGUCGGAUGAAACAAAAUAGAACUUUUUGGUAUAAACUCAACUCGUCGUGUUUGGAGGAAGAAGAAUACUGAGUUGCAUCCCAAGAACACCAAACCUACUGUGAAGCAUGGGGGUGAAAACAUGCUUUGGGGCUGUUUUUCUGCUAAUGAUGACCUCUGUCAUCAUUUGAAGUGGGAGAACUUGCACAAUCGGUGGCUGACUAAAUACUUUUUUGCCCCACUGUAUAUAUAUAUAAAUAUAUAUAUGUGUGUGUGUGCUGACCUACUUAUUUAAAAGCACUGUAAAGCAAUGGAAUCAUUUGUAGAUCACACAAACCUGAAGGAAAUUAUUUUAAUAUCCAUGAGACAUAAAAUGUGCUCUGUCUUUUUAUGAAUAAUGAAAGUAUUGCUGCUGUGUUCAACCUGAAUCCACUGUCAAAAGGAUUAUUUAAUGUGUCAUUGCUAUCCAUUGAUGUGUCUGUACUUUGUGCAUUGCCUAUUGAUUGAAUCUGUGUAUGUAAAUAUUGUAAGCUCAUGCUCAGCUGAUUCAAAGUACUCAUACAUAUCAUGUAAUAAAAUAUUUUGAAUGUCCUACACCUACAAA